Messenger RNA from Paramecium pentaurelia, 1617 nucleotides. The record is from the annotation of a GenBank genome assembly. NCBI's taxonomy places the organism in Eukaryota, Ciliophora, Oligohymenophorea, Peniculida, Parameciidae.
UAUGAAAUAAAUACACAUCAUAGCCUUUGAUUAAGUAAUUUUUAUAUUCAUAUUCCAAUAGCUUUUUUUAUUGUAAUCCCAAUGUCUAAGAGACCUUGAUCUUUUAUAAAAUAAAGUGAUUUCCAGGAGAAUCAAUUUGAUUAAUAUAACUAAAGCUCAUCUUCUCAAUAAUCCUAAAUUGACUGAAGCCUAUAAAUUAUGGACAUGGGGAGUUUCUCUUUGUAACAAAGGAAAUUCAAAAGGAAUGAAUGUAAAUUACAGUUUCACUAAUUCUAAUGAAUCCGUUGGCAAGAUUCCUACAUUCAAUUACAAUCUAGGCUCAUGUAAAGAACUUAGGUUUCAUUGGUUUGCUAUAAUUCUAAAGGAAUACGUUGAAUAUGUAUAUAAUGCGAAAUAAUAAUAUCCAGAAGAUCGUCUAAAAGCCAAAGAUAUUUACGAAAAAUUAAAAACCAUGAAGGAACAGUCAUCAAUUUAUUUUAAUACUCUAUCUCCAUCUGAAAAAAUUGAAGCCUUUGCUAACUUAGAAUAUAACAUGAGUAAAAUUAAUAAGAGUUUGUUAAAUGCUGAUUAAUUUUAUGAUAAAUUAAAGGAUUUAGAAUAAGAAUUAGAGACAGUUAUUUAAAAGAAUAGUUAAUAUGAAAAUGAAGCAGAUUAAUGGGGUAAAAAAUUAUAUAGAGAUCUCGAUGUAAUUUCUAUUGGUAAUGAUUCUUAUAGAAUGAGAGCUAAAAUGAAUAGUUUAGUAUUAUUGUAUCAUCCAGGUUAAAAGAGAACUUAAGAAGAAGAAGAUUAUUAUUAUAAUAUAAAAUUAGAGAGGUCAAAAAUUAAACCUAAAACUUUGAAUAAUGAUGAAGAUGAUAAAUAAAAGAUAUUUCAAUUUAAAAUAAGAUGGACAGGAUGUUCUGAAGUUGAUGGAAAAUGGAGUGAAAUCUCAUUCAUUUUAGGAGAACAUAACGAAUAAAUUAGAUAAAUUAAAUAGAUUAGAAAUAAAAUUCGAUAUGAAUUAUAAACUUAUAAAUAUGUGGAUGACAAUUUAAUUGUAGCAUGGAAAAUUUAUUGUCUAUCAUUAUUAACUGAAUUAAAGAAUGUAAAGAUUACAUUAAACAUAAGUGACUCUGAAUCAGCUAAUAAAAUUCUGAAAAAUUAAAUAUCUUUAAGUGAGAAUUUAGAACUACAAACUAAACUCUUCAGUGAAUAUUUCUUCAUUAUAAGACCUUCAAAGUAGAAGCAAUUAAAAGAAUAUUGGAAAAAAUUGGAUUUUGAUAAAUAAUGGAUAUAGGGAUCAUUUAUGAAAUAAGAUCAAUUUAAAAUGAUGCAACUCUAAAAUUAAUAUAAUAUGAUGACAAAUCAAGCUAAAAACAUAUAUGAAUUUACUUCUUAAAAUCCUGUUUAUUAAGCCAACUAUGAGAAAAGUGAUAUUAUUAUUAAUAUUUAGAAUACAUGAAAUUAGAGAAAGAGGGAGAAUAGUUAUUUAGUAAUGGGAUAGCUAUAUUUAAUGAGAUGGAGAGACGUUAUGAAUAAUUUAAGAUAGAUAAGGAUGUUGACAAAUUAAUGAAAUAACAAUUAAGAAGUAAUGAUAUUAUUUUAAAGAAAUAAUCUAAACUUUCCAAAUAUAAUUGA